UGUUGUGGCUAAUUAUUUACUGUGGAAUGCAGUAACUGAUGAAGAUGGUUUACAUCUUGUGAUGGGGAGUGAUUUCAAAGAAAUCAGACUAAGACUUGAAAAGGCCUUGGAUAUGAUUCAACGACUGAAGCUAGCUUUCGCCGAGAAUGUGAAAGAAUCAGAUUGGAUGGACGAUGCCACAAAGAAGACUGCCCUAAGCAAGUUGGAUGCAAUGCAAAUGAUGGUAGGAUUUGAAGAUUUUAUAUUGGAAGAUGCUGACAGGCUUAACAAAGAAUUCGAAGAGCUGAAAAUCAGCAGAGAGCAAAUGUUUGAGAGCAUUGUCGAAAGCAUGUACCAUAUGGCGAAUCUGGAUUUAAAGAAAAUUGGUCAGUUGGUUACUGACGAAAAUAGCGGUGAAGUGGCAAUACCGUUUAUGUUGUCGGCUAAGAAUAACAAAAGGAUGAAUCAGCUGA
Molecule: messenger RNA, 452 nt
Organism: Owenia fusiformis
Lineage: Eukaryota; Metazoa; Annelida; Polychaeta; Sabellida; Oweniidae
Source: the annotation of a GenBank genome assembly